CUGGGAUAGGAUUCGAUCCGAGAAGCCUCCAACUCCAACCAAGCAGAAACAAAAUGUUCAAGUUCGUUUGCCUUUUCGCUCUUGUUGCUGCGGUAGUCGCUAAUCCGAUUGGAUUUGAUGGCGGCUUCGACUUCAACUCGAAUAUCGGAGGCAUCGGUGGUUUGGAAAAUUUUGGAAGCGUAAACACUUUCGGAGGCUUCGGUGAUUUCGGAUCUUUCGGUGUUCAACCACAGCUCUCCCAGCCGAUUUCAUACUCGCAGUCAAUUGGUUUCGGUCAGUCUGGUUUCCUCAGUGCCGACGAACCCGUGCGUGCUAUCGAUCUUGGCGAUCAUGAAGUCACUUCACAAGGUGAGGAAGGCACUGCUCGUGGAGGAAUCGAAUCUCUUCCAGUGCAAGAUGGCGCUGAGGCGUACCAGUCCCAACAAAACUAUUAAUUUUGUUUCUAAUAUGAAGGAUUGAUAGUUCAAUAAACCCAAAGCACAAAUUGAGAGAGCGCAACAUUGACUUACAUACGUUAGCUCCACGAUGCAUUGCUCAUCAAAAACUCUUAAGAAUAAGCACCUAAAGUAUUAAGAUGAA
Molecule: messenger RNA, 579 nt
Organism: Toxorhynchites rutilus septentrionalis
Lineage: Eukaryota; Metazoa; Arthropoda; Insecta; Diptera; Culicidae
Exons: 4
Coding region: 54-434 (126 amino acids)
Source: RefSeq, a predicted model, not a curated record